CUACUAUCAGGCUUCAUUACUUUCCUGUCGGCUGUCUGCACCUGUAGUGUCUAAAAAUGGACCGGUUCAGGGAGGUAUCUGCCUCUGAGAAGGAAAGGAAGCCAGCAGGGGAGGAGAGUGAAGAACCAUACAGCACCUCUUCUGGAAUGUGGACCCUGUCUGAGGGGGAGUGUCGUCGUCUGGAGACUGAGAUCUCUAGUCUGGAGGAGAAGCUGAGGUUCAUGAAGAGAACGUUGGAUGUUGCAGCUCUGCUGCUGACAACUCUGGAGGAGAUGAACCCACAUGAGCUGAAGACAUUUCAGUCUUUCCUGACUAGUGGCCUGCUGCCUGACUGUCCUCCCAUCCCAGAGAGUCAGCUGGAGAACGCUGACAGACAGGUCACAGUGGAUCAGAUGGUGAAGACAUACGCCCCUAAUAGAGCUGUGGAGAUCACUCUGAGGAUCCUGAGGGGGAUGGACCAGAAUUAUCUGGCAGAGAAGUUAAUGAGAGAUUACAGUGGAGGUACUGCCUCAACCUCUCCCCUGUGCGGGUACCCUCCACGUCCCCCCUUCCUCUACCCUGGCUCGUCCGAGGAGGUGUUGUCGUUAACUUCUGCUGGUAGCUCAGGACAGCUCAGCUCACAGGAGGAAGCUGCCUCUGAGAUGGAAAGGAAGCCAGCAGGGGAGGAGAGUGAAGAACUCCCCAGCACCUCUUCUGGAAUGCCCCGAACUAUCUUUUCCCAGUAUGGUUACCCUACAGGUCCUCCUCCUCCUUCCUUUCUGCCUCAUCUAGGAAGUUAUUCUGGUAGCUUAGGACAGCUCAGAUCACAGAGACCCCAAAUAUUGUCUGGUUCAGCUCUGCUGCUGACCACUCCAGAGGAGCUCACUGAAGAACAGCUGACUAAUGACGAGCUGCUUAGCGUUCUUUCCAUCCCAGAGAGUCAGCUGGAGAACGCUGACAUACAGGUCACAGUGGAUCAGAUGGAGAGAUACGACUCUUUGAGAGCUAUGGAGACCACAGAGACGUCCGAUAGAUAUUACAGUAGAGGAAAGAAAAGGAGAACAAAUGAGCCACCAUCCUGGCCUGGUCUCGUUUCCAGGGAUAAAAAGAGUGAGGAGGAUUGUGUCCCACUGACUGACGGAGCUCCGCCCAUCAUCAAACAUAAGGAAACCCCAAAGCUGGAGAUGGACUGUCCUCCCAUCCUAGAGAGACCACUGGAGAUGGCUAACAGUCUCAACACAGAGGUAGCUGUGAACACCCAGGAGAACACCCAGAGGAUGGACGAGGAGUUGGGAAGAGAAAGGGGUUCUCCUCUCUUCCUGGAACACCAUCACACGAGUUCUCCAGAUGAAUUUACACCUGAAAUCCACGAUCAGGACAACAGGAGAGAAUACCAGUUCCAGUGCCCCAGUGCAGGUCUGUUCCAGUGCAGUAUAACAGGCCUGGUGUUUAGGAUGGAGGGAGAGGGAGAGGUGCUCUAUAGGACAGUCCCCUGGAACAGGAGGCUUCUAGCCCAGAGUGGCAAAAGGCCUGCAGGACCCCUGUUCAAGUUUACAUGCCUUAAGGGGUCUGUCUGUCAACUACACCUCCCACACUGUGAGAUCUACAAUAGUGGUUUACCAUGUGACUUCCUGUCUGUAGCCCAUGUGACUGAUGAAAACAUGGAGUUUAUCCGUCCACAUAAGAUAACAGAAACGCACGUCAUAAUAAAGAUCAGUGGAUUCUCUGCUUAUGGUGACGUCAAGGAUGAAGACUCACCCACCGUUCCUAUAAGAGCACUUGUCUUGUUGUUCUACAAACCCCCAGUUGUUCCUAAAAAGUGGUCCAUCCUGAAUGUGCUGUUGCUUCCCAGAAAUGUUGUGAUCAGGGAGGUGCAGGAGGAGUGGAUAAGAAGGAAUGAAGACAGAAACAUCUAUAUUGAAACAAAUUCUCUAUAUUGAAAUAAAUUCUCACUGCCAACUAACUCCGAAUCAAGAAUACAACCUCUCCACAGAUCUUACAGAUGAAUAUCUAAUAUCUAAUAUCUAAUAUCAUCUAAUAAUAAAACCAAAGGUGAUAUCUGAGUUAGAGAGAGAAUAAUCAUUGUUUGCCCAUGCAAAUGAUCUUAUGACGUUACCUUUAUAUAUUUAAUUAUUAUAUCAUUUGAUAGACUAACACUAUCUUUCUACCAGGAUGCAGAAUUUGUGGAUUUUGAAUCCUAUGAAAACUACAUCCCAACAUUUCAGUUGUUCAUACAAACUGUUGUUGAACAAGUUAAUCUUCUUCUGAAAGAAAAUGGUGGUGUAGUGUCUGCCUGGGACAGACUUGUCUGGCUUCCAGGUAAGUAUUAGUAUUAGUAGUAGUAGUAGUAGUAGUAGUAGUAGUAGUAGUAGUAGUAGUAGUAGUAGUAGUAG
Molecule: messenger RNA, 2372 nt
Organism: Coregonus clupeaformis (lake whitefish)
Lineage: Eukaryota; Metazoa; Chordata; Actinopteri; Salmoniformes; Salmonidae
Exons: 15
Coding region: 57-1919 (620 amino acids)
Source: RefSeq, a predicted model, not a curated record